Molecule: messenger RNA, 5270 nt
Organism: Mytilus californianus (California mussel)
Lineage: Eukaryota; Metazoa; Mollusca; Bivalvia; Mytilida; Mytilidae
Product: EF-hand calcium-binding domain-containing protein 5-like
Exons: 22
Coding region: 122-4285 (1387 amino acids)
Molecular function (GO): calcium ion binding
Source: RefSeq, a predicted model, not a curated record
UGUUUGAUUCAGACGCACACUUCCUCUUAGCAACGUUGAUGGUGGUUUGAAAACAGUUUUUAAUGUUCUUAUUUUGAUUUUUCAAAGAAGUUUUAGUCUUGAUCUCUCAGGCUGAGCAAUCAUGGCCGAUGUUCUGACUUCAAAGCCAGGCUCUGGUCGAACAGGAAGUCCAACCAAGAGAGUAACCAUGACAACACCACAGAGUCCCGGUAGACAGUCCAUGACUCCUGGAAGUGGGAAACACACACCAACUGGCUCUGAUUAUAUGAAACCAGUUGUAAGGAGUGCUGUAAGGAGAUGGAAGAGGCUUCAUGAGCAAAACAUGAUGGAAAAAUUAGUAGGAAUGAGAAAUGAGAAGAAAAACAACACAAGAAGUUCAAGAGAUGAUGCUAGAAAAAUGGCAAGGAAAAUUCCAACAGAAAUCUUAGCUAAACAGUGGUUAAAUGACAAUGAAGCUACAUUAGAGGUCAGAGCAUAUCUUGUUGACAAAGUUCUCCCGACGUUGAUUUUAGGUGUAGAAAAACUUUUGACUGAAGCUGACAAGAAAGGAUUGACAGAAGAAAAUGAAGAAGAUCCUGACUUUAAUCCAAUUAAUUUUCUGGCACAGUAUUUACUGAGAAACAAUCCAAAGUACAGUAAUUUUUCAGAGGCAUCUCCCUAUGUUAGAGGGCUACGAGAAGUUGCUGAUGAACUUAGAAAACAACUGUUCAACAUAGAAGACAAUAGAUUAGCCAGAAUAAAAGCAGAAGCUAAGAGAAGAAGAGAAGAAAGGGAAAAAUUAGAAGAAAUUAAACAGAAAGAGAGAGAAAGAAGAGAAAAUUGCUUUAUGGAUCAGUUUAGAGAAUGGAAUUCUCUUCCAGAAGGAAAAGUGGAGCUUUCUUUGGUACAGAAUGCUUUAAGAUCCUUUUCUGAAAUAGCAGAAGCAACAUUCCCUGAAGAACUGAGAGAUGCUGCUAAACUAAGUCGUAGUCUGGAGGCAACUGACGAAAGUGGGAAAUGUCUCACUGUGAAAGAUUUUGCCAAAUAUCUGAGUGCUUUUGUUGAAGAUUUAACCAGAGAUUUAUUUGAUGAAUUUAUGAAGCAUUUAGCCAAAUGUGCUGUAUCCUAUAGAGCAGCUACACAAGAAGAAAACAGGAGAAUAGCUCUGUCAAAUCUAUUCAUUUCAUGUGAUCAUAGUGGUAUUGGAUUGUUGGACAGACACAGAAUUUUGAGUUUGUUUGAGAAUUUCUGGGAUACAGUGAAAGAUAACAUAAAGAUGCAUGUGAGAAACCCUAGAAGAUGGCCUGUGGUUGAAGUAGAUGAAGUUGAAGACACUUAUGACGAUGAUGAGGAAAUUAAACCUGAACAGGAGACUGAACAGAAAUCAGAGGUGCCUGCACCCUCAAAAGAGACAACAACAGUAGCAGAAUCAACAGAUGAAGUUAAAACUGAACAAAAACCACAAACUCCACCUCCUCAACAACAAGAAGUGCAGACUCCUCCUAAACAAGAGGAACAAAAACCCACAACACCUCCACCUCAAGAAAAACAGAAGACAGAAGAAUCACUUAAACCUGAAGAAAGUAAGAGUGAUGAAAUUAAACCAACAGAAGAAGCAGAAAAACAGGAAGAAACUAAACCAUCUGAUGCCUCUGCAGAAGUGGCUAAACCUACCGACACUGAAUCAUCAAAGGCAGAAGAAUCAAAACCUACAGAAGAGGAAGCAUCAAAACCUACAGAAGAGGUUAAAGGUGAAGAAUCAAAACCUACAGAAGAGGUUAAAGGUGAAGAAUCAAAACCCACAGAAGAGGUUAAAGGAGAAGAACAAGCACCUGCUGAGCCUAAGACUGAGACUGAGAAGUCUGAAGUAAAACCAACACAGGAACAGGAAUCUGUUAAAGAAGAACCUAAAACUGAAGACACCAAAGAGAAAGAACCGGAAAAGACAGAGGGAGAGAAAACUGAAGGAGAUAGUUCAAAAACAGAAGAGGUUAAGUCUGAUGACACAAAAGCUAGUGAAACAAGUGAAAAUGUUCCAGAAGAAAAGAAGGAGGAGGAACCAAAAACAGACAAUAAUACAGAUGUUAAAGAGGCAUCUAAUGUAGAAAAAACUGAGGAGGUUAAAACUUCAUCUGAAGACAUCAGUGUGAGUAGAGAACAGUCUAAAGAAUCUAUCCACUCAGAGACAACAAAUCCAUUAAGUAGUGUUAAGUUUGCUGAAGGAACCACCUUUGAUAGGGAGAGAACUGUAAUGACAGCACGUAGUCAACAAUCAGGAACAUCAGCAUUUGAUGAGAAUGUACUGAAUGUAUCACAGUUUGUACAGCUAACAGAAACAUUCCUGUGUAAAGAUGAGAAACCAAAACAAGAGGCCUUUGUUAUGUUGGCCAAGUUUAUCAAAGAAGGAUAUGAAGAGACAGAAGAAGAAAAGAUGGACCGACUUAUUAAGGCUCGUAAAGAGGCAUUGUCAUCUCAGAGAAAACAUAUGAUGGAUCAGCUGUUUGAGAAAUGGGAUAAUGAUGGAUCAGGAUUCCUGGAUCUGGAGGAUGUGGAAGGCAUUAUGGUUAGAUAUAAAGAUGGACAGGAAAAUGAGGCCAUCAAUAAGGCAAUAGUGCCAGAAACAAAAGAAAAUAAACAAUCAAAUUUAUCUAAAACAAGGUUAAAGAAGACCACUAAAUAUGCACAGGACAACCGACUCAGUAAGAGAGAAUUCAGAACAUUUGUUCAGGCCGUAACAGAUGAAAUUUCUGGUGCUGAUUCAUUUGAUUAUUAUAUAGAUUUCUUAACCAAUAGUGUGGAGAGAACCUAUGCUGAGAGAAUUAGAGGAGAGGCAAGAAAGAAAUGGUUACAACAGGUUGUCAGUGCUGCAGAGACAAGUGGGGCCAGUAUGGAACCAGUUUAUAAGAGUGUCUUCCAGGCUUUAUAUAAGGACUCUGAAGCCCAUGGAAAUGGUAAGAAGAUUAGUUCUAAUAUUGCUAUGUUGGAGCGAAAUCGUUUUGAUCAGGAACGAGGGGAAGUUUGUCUCCGAUAUGUGGCUGCAACUAUUGAUGAUGCCGACUUCCUUCUCGGUAAAAUACUCUACAAAGACAUGAAAGGAAUAAGUUUUGCAUCUGUUGAACGAGGCCAACCAAUACAUGUACCCAGAGUGGCAAACCAUGGUAAUGUACAGUUCUGGAAUCCAUACAGACUACCAGAGGACCGAGAGGGAUCCUUUAUUGUAGUACCAUUAAAGGACAAGAGAAAGAGAGUGUUUGGAUUAAUUGGAGUAGACACACUAAACGACAGACAUUCCAAGACUAUUUUUAUCACUCAUGAAAUACAGUACUUCCAGGGUGUGGCAAAGGCCUUCAGCAUAGCAUACCAUCACAUUGACAUGAGAAAGAAACUCUUACGUAUCACAGAAAGUGCUGUAUCGUGGAUUCAUCGUAGAAAUCCACAUGUUCAUGAGAUAUCCACCUACAUGGUGGAACCAGAUGGUAAAGAGAAACAGGACUAUGUUCUCAGGAAGAUGAUGAACACGGAUGCUAAAGGCAAUGUUCAGAACUUAAUAAAUCCACCCAGACUUGAAAGGAAGGAUAAUCUGUUUAGGGACUACUUGUUCAAGACAGUAGACACAUCAGAGAGUAUAUCAGCUGAUGCUUAUGGUGAAAGACACUUGGCAUUCCCUCUUCGUGACGAUAAUGGCAAAGCUAUAGCCGUAGUAGACAUCAGUAUUGGAGAGACUAAGAUAUUACCAACACAUGAAAACAAAGAAGUUCAAAGAAUGUUACGUCUUCUUCAGCAAGCUCAUAAGGAGAUUACAAGAGAAUUUGCUGGCGAUGAUAAAAAUAUAGUGCUAGAAGCUGAAAGGGAUGAUGAGAACAGAAUGGAUAUAAUGUUUGACAGACUUAUGUUGAUGGAACUUCGUGAAAAUGUUUCUAAGAUUGAUGCUAAAGCCUUCGCUGAACUGAGAAGUUAUAAUGACCCGCCAAAGAUUGUAGUCAAAAUAGUGAAGGCUGUUAGUGCAAUAUUCUUCCUUGAAAAAGUACAGAAUGGGGAACUGGAUGAUUGGACAAACCUCAGAACAUACAUGAACAAUGACCUGUUACAAAAGAUAGCACAAUAUGAUCCUACAGCUGCUGAAGAUCAUCAACUUAUACCUCCAGAAAAAAUUGAAGUUCAUCUCAAAGAUGUUCCCCAUGGAGAGGUGUCAAAGUUUGGAUCAGUACCUGCACAACACAUGUAUAACUGGGUGUUUGUGUGUAUCUCUCUCAUAGAACACACACUGAAAAUGAGAGAAAAUGAUAACAGUAGUGUUCUUAAAUAAAGUGUACAGAUGGAUAUAAUAAAGAAGUUGUAUAAGAAUGAGUUACCUCACUGGAAUGUAAUCAGAUAAGGGAGAUAAUUAAGUUAUUCAUACAAUAUGUUUGAAGUUAUGCAAAACACAGAGUACCUUCUUUUACAUGACUUUAUCAAAUUUUAUGAUAUUGCAUAAGAAAAACAUUUCUUCAAAGAAAGGGUGUUCCUUAUUUAUUUAAACAAAUAAUCAUACAUUUUCAAUUUAUGUUUGUAUUAAGAUAUCAGUUCUUUUGUCUUGAUAUACGAAACAUUAUUUGUUCUGCUUGAAACAAGAUGUAGAUUUUCUACAUAAAUUUGAAAAUGAAGAGUUAAUUUAUUUUUUGUUAUAUAUAUUUUUUUUUAUUAAAGUGAUAUUCAUUGGAAUAUAUGCUAUAAGAAUUUUUCAUUCCAUACUGCCAUAAUUAUAAUGGACAGGGUUUCUGAAUGGAGUGAUUGACUGACACUGUAGUAAUUUAUCUGUCAUGUGACUUCUAGUGUGUAUUCAAUUGCAUUGUCUGUGAUAUUUUAUAUGUGAUUCCAGUUGUACAUUUUUUUUACUUUUAUAAGUUACACUUACAGCAUUUUACCUGUAAUUGAUUUUAUACCACUGUUGGAAAAAUAUAUUCAUUAAUCAGAUUUUAUUUUUUUUAAAUUUGGGCUAAUAAUUCUAUAGAUUAUAUUUUUAUCAGCUAUUUAAAUAUAUCUUGAUGAAUUUCAUUGUUAUAAUAUGAACAAUUUUUUUCUUUAAAAGUUGAAAUUUCUAUGGUUAUGCACAGAAGUUGGCCAAAAUAUACGUCAAGCAUUCCAACCAUAAAUGACCUUAUGGUUAUAAGUGAAAAAUAAAACUGCCAUAUUCCUUAACAAUGUCGUAAGAACAAUUGAAUGCCUUAAAUAGUCUGCCAAAUAUAAUUCAUUAUUAUAUGUUUAUUGUUGAAUGUUGAAGUAUCAGAUUUUAUUAAACAUAAAAAAAACAA